UCUAGGCCCAAACGGAAAAGGAAUUAACCUUAACCAAUACUACUAACACAAGGAUAAAAGGCCAAAUUACAAUGGACUACCCAUAACUACUAACAGGGUUCUGAUCAAAUUGUUCCGCUUGGCGAGAGUUGGUAGUAUUUGUGGAUGUUGCGACGAAGACCCACCUCAUGGGGCGGGAGGAUGAGUUGUGCAUGAUCAGUUAGGUAUGGUGGUGGUGGCUUCUAUCGUGUUCAUGGUGGAGUUGUUAGCCCUCUUAGAUGCGAUGCGGUGAUGUCAGUUCAGGGGUCUUUGUUCAAUGAUUUUUGUAGCAGAUGCUUAUGUGGUUCUCAUGAAGGUUUAGGAGAGGCAGCUUGAUGAUGCUCGGGGUGAGACGGUGUUGGAAGAGAUUUGUGCUUUGCGUGACUUAUUUGAACGGUUUGUUGGUCGUAGGCAUAAUAACUAAUAAGGUUGCCUAAUUGAUGGCAAAAAAAAAAAAAAAAACUCUUCCAUAGUUCCAUUCGUUUGUGGGGUUCAAUUUUGUUUAAUGGUUUUUUUUUCAGCUAAGUAACUUUUUUAUAUCUGGUUGUUUCUUGUUUUAUGAGUGAACUUUUGACAAAAAAUCAAAACGACCAAAUCACCUGCUAAUUAACUAUUGGAACAAAAUAAAGAAAGUGAACGCGUUUAGAUACUUGGAAGCAAAAUAAAUCAUCUUUGUCUAUUUCAUCCACCAAAUCAUAUCCAAAUUAUUAAUAAUGUAUCCAAAUUAUCACUAAUCCAUUUUUGGAUGGAAAAUACAAUUAUUAAUUACUUUCCUACUCCUCCUAUCUAUAAUUAGUAGUCAAUUAACAAGUGAAAUAUACAAUUUUCUUCAAAUCAAAAAUUGAAAACAUUCUCUUAGUGGGAGGCAAAUUCAGAAAGCCUGAAAGAGCAGUUUAUCGUAUCAAAUGAACAAUUCCAAAUAUUGGAAUAAGAAAUCGGGGGUUUUCUAAAUAUGAAAUUGUCUCAUCUCCAUCGUGCAUCCAUACAAACCUUUUCCUAAUUCCUUCCUACCCAAUCAUAUAACAAAUCCCCAUUAUAUAUCCACUAGUAGCUAGCCCAAUUGUUUAUUUUCCCCCUCUCUUCCCCCUUGAUUAUAAACCAAGGGAAUUUGCUUAUGUCUAGCUAGCCAUAUACCAAAAUCAUCCAUGGCAUUCUCAAGAAAUAUUCAUCAUCACCAACCAAAAACAUCCCCUCCAUCCUCCAAAAUACCCAUCAACAACAACAACAAUCAUUACUCCUCUAGUAACCAAAAGCUCUUCAUCACUUGUCUUUCCUUCCUCUCAUUCGCCCUGCUCCUCCUCAUUCUCUCUUUCCGUCCCAAACCCUCCAGUGAGUCCGCCGACUCACUAGCGUGGCUGGGAAACCGCCUCCAAGCUAUCGUCAGAAACGAUGUAGCGCAUCGGGAUGCCGAUACAACAGCUAGAAGUACUCCUCCUCAAAAAAAGGUCGCAGCAGGAGCAGGCAGGACGAGGAUCGGGCUCGUCAACGUAGACGAGAAUGUAAUGCGCUCCUACGAAGCCCUCAGGCUGGCAGAGGUUGUCAACGUUGACUUUCAACGUGUAUCUGCCAACCUGACGUGGAAAAUGUUCUUCCCUACGUGGGUCGAUGAGAAUGGGCCCCCGGACAGCAACAACAAUUGCCCGGAGGUGCCCAUGCCGAGGCUCGACGAGCCUCGGUACAAAGACCUGGACGUGGUGGUCGCAGAGGUGCCGUGCGGGGGAAGCAACAACGGGAGCGAAGGGAUCAGGGACGUGUUUAGGUUGCAGGUCAACCUGGUCGUGGCGAAUCUCGUGGUUGCCGCGGCGGGGAAUGGGGAUCGAACGGUCCACGUCGUUUUCAUCGGGUCUUGUGGGCCGAUGCCGGAGAUCUUCAGAUGCGAUGACAUGUUGACGCACGUAGGGGAUUAUUGGGUGUACCAGCCUGAUUUGAACCGGCUGAGGGAAAAAGUGUCGAUGCCUGUCGGGUCGUGCCAAAUUGCUCCUCCUUUUGGACCUGCAGGAAAAGAAUCAGGAAGAUCCAAUUUCCAAGCCCAGCCCAAUCACCAUCAAAAGCAAGCCUACGUAACAGUCCUCCACUCCUCCGAAGCCUACGUCUGCGGCGCAAUCGCACUGGCCCAAAGCAUCAAGCUCACCAACUCCACCAAAGACCUCAUCCUCCUCCACGACUCCUCCAUCACCCCGUCCUCCCUCGCCGGCCUCCGUUCCGCGGGCUGGACCACCCGGCCCAUCAAGCCCAUCCGCAGCACCUUCGCCCCCAAAAACUCCUACAACGAGUGGAACUACAGCAAGCUCCGUAUCUGGCAGAUCCAAGACUACGACAAAGUGGUCUUCAUCGACUCCGACCUCUUGAUCCUCCGAAACAUGGACCACAUCUUCCAGUACCCGCAGCUCUCCGCGGGCCCCAACGACAGGCACCUGUUUAAUUCGGGGAUCAUGGUCAUCGAGCCCUCGAGCUGCGCGUUCCAGGACCUGAUGACCAAAACGGACCAGGUCGCCUCCUACAACGGAGGCGACCAGGGUUUCUUGAACGAGAUGUUUACGUGGUGGCAUCGGCUGCCGCGGAAGGUCAACUGGCUCAAGGCGUUCGAGGUGAAGGGAGAUGGUACGGAUGUCGAGGAUGUGAGUCGCCGGCCCGGUGAUGAGGUUUAUGGGUUGCAUUUGCUGGGGAUGAAGCCGUGGAUGUGUUAUAGGGACUAUGAUUGUAAUUGGGAUUCGGUGGAUCAUCAUCAAUUUGCGAGUGAUGCAGCUCAUAGGAAGUGGUGGGAGGUUUAUGAUGCUAUGCCUAGGAAGUUGAAAGGUUUUUGUGGGUUGAGUAGGGAGGUGGAUGAGAGGAUUAGGAAGGGGAGGAGGGUGGCAAAGAGUAGGAAGUUGAGGAAUGGAAGGUGGAGGAUUAGAGUGAAGGAUCCUAGAAGAGAUCGUUUGAUCAAGGGAUGAAGAGAACGCAAAAUUAGUUUUGUACUCGAAAAGUGGGUGGUAGUAUGGUAGAGUAAUUUUGUGGCGUAAUCCAAUUAUUCAUAUCGAUGAAGUUUUAUAUUGGUUUGAAGCAGAUUUUUCUAGACAUGGUAAUGGGUAGAUUCAUUGGAUAAUUUGACCUAACUGUCAUGACUCAUCUGAGUAUUGGGUCAGAUUGAAUGGAUUUAUAUGCACUUUAAAUGAUUUCGGAUUUGGUUUGGUCUGAAUUGGAUCCUAUUUGGUCAAUUCAUUUGGGUUAGACCCAAAUGGAUCUAAUUGGUUCUUGAUUAUUGUAUAGACAAAAAAAUAAUAUCAACCAUUUCAUUAACUAACUUCAAUCUAAUUAUACACUUUUUAGCGUAGGUGUUUCCACCUUUUAUUUUUUUCUUAACAAAAAAUAAGACAAAAAUUACAUUAUAAACGUAUACUCAUUUUCUUUUGAAUUUCUAAUGAGCCAAAUUUAGACCAAACUAAAAAUUUGGGUAUGAAUAUGUCGUGAAAUUAAAAUUAUCUAAACUUAAUUUUUCCUAUAAUAAGAUGGGUUUGAAUAUACCCAAACAUCGAAUCCUUUUUACUAUCUCCAAUUUUUUCUAUCAAAUCCCUGAUACGCCAAUACUGUACAUUUUCGUAAACGUUAAACACUAAUCUAAAAACAUGAAUAAAUGGAGAAUUACUUGUUUUCUAAUCAUAGCGGUGAUGUAUGGGAAAAUAAAAAGGGUUCAACAAUACUACAGAUAGUAAAGUUUUAAACGGAUAAAGUACAUACGUCCUUAUAUACGCGUAUUAAACAAAUUAUUGAAUAACUAUGGUUGGAAAUUGCCAAGACACAUCUAACUUUUAGGAGGAAAAUAUUGCCAUAUAUGUCUAAAUUAAUUAUCAAACUCCCCACCUUGAGGUCAGGGAUGGCGAUGGGGCAGGUCCGGAGCGGGUUUCUUGGUACCCAGACCCGCCUCGUGGCAGGUCGGGUCUAGGUCGGUAAUUUAUCACGGGUAACGGGUCGGGGCAGGUCGACCCAAUGGGUAAGCAAUUUAUAUGAAAAAUAUUAGAAAUAUUCGUUAUUUUUAUUAUAAGACCAUAGAAACAAACAAUAUUAUGAUAAAUAUAGUAAAAUUAUUGGAGAAAUUGAAGUUUUCACUAAUUUACAACUUUAUUAUAGCUAAAAUUUGAUUUAGUAAAAGGAAAAUCCUAAGUAAUUUGAAUAAAAUUACGUGUAAUUUAGGCAAGAACGGGUCGAGAAUGGGGCGGGUCAGGGCAGGUCGGGUCGAUGAGAGUACCCAUUCCUGCCCCGCCCCGCCUACGGGGUGGGUCGGACCCGUCCCAACACAUGUAGAACAGGUCAGGUACAACGGGUCAGGUCAAAUUGCCAUCCCUACUUGAGGUGGUAUACGAGUGUUCUGGAACUACAACAUUUUUUUGUUCUUAUUUUAAUAUAAAUGAAUUUAUUACACUUCAAAAAAAUCUACAAUUGGAAUAAAACUCUAAUCAAUGG
Molecule: messenger RNA, 4458 nt
Organism: Linum trigynum
Lineage: Eukaryota; Viridiplantae; Streptophyta; Magnoliopsida; Malpighiales; Linaceae
Source: the annotation of a GenBank genome assembly